AUGUCGACACAUGAAGUCUACGCAGACGUUCCUGGCUGGACCAACACACGGAUAGGAGAUCAGUCGCCCUCGUCACAAUUACACAAUUACCAUUCUUCUGCCAUGAUGAUGCAGUUCUGUGGUUCCCCAAUAUCCGAGACGAUAAAGCCAGAACCGCUCAUCUCAGAAAAGGGAGUGCAUGAGACCAUGGGCCAGUGUGAUAUUCGAGGUUUGGCCUAUUUGAAGGCAGCUGAAGCAGGACACAGCUCACGGAAUCCUAGUGAUAGUUGCUACAUGGGCUCCCACAAGGGCAGCCAGGGGGACCUCUCCUGCAGUGACCUGACAGAUGCUGUACAAUCAAGCUCAGCAAGUUCUUGCCCAGGAAGCCCUCAAACUCCCGUUGACGGAGAGCAACAUAGCGAUAGCGGGCAUAUCGAUAGCAAGCAGGACAUGUACAGCCCUGCUAUCGCGGAUGAGAUUCAUGACGUGGACGACGAUACCAAAAUGGCUGGUGAAGAGAAGAUAGACAGGAAGAAGAUGAAGCGAUUUAGGCUUACUCAUAACCAGACGCGGUAUCUUAUGAGUGAAUUUACCCGUCAAGCUCAUCCGGAUGCUGCCCAUCGAGAGAGACUUUCCAGGGAAAUUCCUGGAUUAAGUCCUCGACAAGUGCAAGUAUGGUUUCAAAACAGGAGGGCAAAGCUCAAGAGAUUGUCUCUUGAUGAUAGGGAGAGGGUAUUGAAGUCUCGCGCACUGCCAGAUGAUUUUGACAUGGCACAGUCGCUACAGCCAUCUUAUGCAGCUGAGCACCAUGGCUAUACAACGCCGUUAGUUUCCCCCGGGACUUUCUUCCCCCCAGAAGAGAAUGACCCAUAUAGCACAGCACGUGUGGGCACGCCAUCGGGAGAUGACUACUCAACAUCCCCCUUGAGCACUGCUUCUGUUUACGGCAGCUAUUUUGGUCGGGGUAACUCUACAUUUGGACAUGGACGUGGCCCUGACUCGAUAUCCAGUAUGUCUACCUCUAGCGACAGUCUCGGUAGCUUUGCCCAUAUGCCUUCUGCAAAUGCAUCCGUUCACAGGCAGUCGAACUUCAUGCCUGGCAGCUUCAGCGAGCAUGGAAGCAUGCGCCCAUCUAUUUCCCAGCUUCACCUAUACAAUGCUUCAGUCAGAGCCAGGGCAGGGUCACUGAACUUACCACUCCGCGGCACAAUGCCCUGCCCAACGCCACCGCUAGAGUUUACGGACGCAGACUCCUCCGUCGACCUUAACAGUACAUACGGUGGCCGAUCCCUGGACGCAUCGAUGCCGAAUGACGCCGUCGCAAGAGCCAGGAGGGAUCCCUAUGGUUUGGAUUCUGCAACAGAGCAGUUUAAGCAGAAGACUGUAGGACAGCCUGUGACCACCGGGCCAAGGCUAUCUGAAGGAUCGCCGCCGAAAACAGGCCACAGUCGUACAGCCGCAGCAGCCUUGCAAUCCGCGCCCCUUCAGUCCACACAGGAAGAGGAUCAGCUUUCGGGGCUCGGUCCGCAGUUCAACCUAAGCUCAUUCGGAAUUACCUAUCCCCGACAAUCCCCAUCGUCAAACACGAGCGAUCCUACAUCCCACCCGGGAUCGUUGGCAGCAACCAAGCGAUCUGACAUGCAGGGCGCCUAUAAUCAUCAUGGCACCGCCUGGCUGCAUCAGACCAUCCAACAGAAGCUGAGCUGUUACCCAACGCCGGAAUACUCGGCCCCGAGACAGCGAGCCUUCUUCUAUCAAUCCAACACAGAGACGAUAUGA
Arthroderma uncinatum is the source of this 1758-nucleotide messenger RNA. RefSeq lists its product as uncharacterized. Gene Ontology annotation, molecular function: RNA polymerase II transcription regulatory region sequence-specific DNA binding; DNA-binding transcription factor activity. Gene Ontology annotation, biological process: animal organ morphogenesis; anterior/posterior axis specification; cell differentiation. Lineage: Eukaryota; Fungi; Ascomycota; Eurotiomycetes; Onygenales; Arthrodermataceae. Gene Ontology annotation, cellular component: nucleus. The transcript is spliced from 4 exons. Bases 1 to 1758 code for a protein of 585 amino acids. The record is from RefSeq and is a predicted model, not a curated record.